GCUACCGUCGGAAUUGUCAACCAUUUUGCUUGUUCUGAUCGGUGCAUUUUACAUGACCUUUUUGCAACAAUUUCCUGUUUUUUAAGCUGCAGCGUUGUGUGACAAUUUGAGGAACUGAUUUGAUUGCUUAAUCGAAAGGCUUACGGGCACCUACAACGUCUUAUAAUUCAUAUGAGCAUCACAUCUCCCCAGCAGAGUGCGCUUGGACCGAAAGCGGAAGAUGAGAAAAACGCGGCAAGCCGCAGAAUUUUCUGAAUUGAAGGAAUUGGUGUAUCAGCUAAGAGUAUCUGAUUUGCAACAUCUACUUGGUGAACAUAACAUUAGUCGUAGUGGACGUAAAAGUGACCUGGUGGAGCGAGUUCUUACUCUUGUUCGUCAAAACAUAUCCGUACUAAAACACAAAGUUCGCGAACUUCAUCGCAAAGCCCAGCAGGAAACUACGGCAAUACCUACCGCGCUUUCCUUUAACUUGCGGGAGCAGACAUUCCAAGGCUCAAUUAACAUAGAGCCACGUCUUGCCUUAGCCGUACAAUCGUUUACACCGGCAGGAGGACAGCACAUGAGCGGGGCUACUAGCAAAGUUACGAAUCCACAAAUACACCACAACAAUAAUCAUAUCCAAAGCUUAAAUACUGCUCGAACAGGACAAGGGAUGUAUCAGCAGCAAUAUGCAAACGCUGUCCAAAGCGAAAAUCGCCCUGUGCACGCAAAUGGAAUUGGUUUACCUGGCUAUCCCGAUGCUACAACAGGUUUUCCAAUACAUCCGGAUGUCCGCCUUAAAAAAUUGGCCUUCUUCGAUGUCCUUGCAACCUUAUUGAAACCAACUACUUUAACUUCUAGCAUUAAUAACCCGUCUCAACGAGUACAGGAGGCUUCAUAUUAUUUCAGCCUUACUCCUCAACAAUCCACGGACAUAGCACUUAAUCGCGACAUACGCAACUCCAACAGAGUGGAGCACACUAUUCAAGUUCAAUUGCGUUUUUGUCUGCUGGAAACAUCUUGCGAACAGGAAGAUUAUUUUCCACCUAACAUAGUGGUAAAAGUUAAUAACAAACUUUGCCCUUUGCCUAAUCCAAUUCCAACCAACAAGCCAGGCGUUGAGCCGAAACGACCUCCCAGACCUGUCAAUAUUACACCGAAUAUCAAGUUAUCUCCAAUAGUUUCGAAUCAUAUAACUGUAUCAUGGUGCACGGAAUAUAAUCGAGGCUAUACUGUCAGCUGCUAUCUUGUACGGAAAUUAUCUUCGCCACAACUUCUUCAAAGGAUGAAAUCCAAAGGAAUUAAGGCUGCAGAUUUCACCAGAGCAUUAAUCAAAGAGAAACUUAAUGAGGACGCUGACUCCGAAAUUGCUACUACUAUGUUGAAAGUAUCUCUGAUAUGUCCACUUGGAAAAAUGCGUAUGAGCACACCAUGUCGUGCUUCUACUUGUUCUCAUCUACAAUGCUUUGACGCGUCACUUUAUCUUCAAAUGAAUGAACGGAAACCAACCUGGAAUUGUCCCGUGUGUGACAAACCCGCCAUUUAUGAUAAUUUAGUUAUUGAUGGUUAUUUUCAAGAUGUGUUGGCAUCCACUAAAUUGUCAUAUGACGAUAACGAAAUACAACUACACAAGGAUGGAUCAUGGAGCACACAUCUAAAACAAAAUGAUUCUUCUGACGAUUCCGCGGGUAAAACAGUACAAAAGGUGGAAGUUAUAUCUGAUGAUAUAGAAUUAAUAACGAACGAUCCACCAAAAAUCAGUAUCAUCACGCAAACUUCUGUUCCCGUAGUCAAUGAACCAACUUCAACUACGACUACCAAUGAAACAGUUGACUUAACGCUAAGUGAUUCGGAAGAUGAUGGACGUUCAAAUCGAAAAAUCAGCAGUCGAUCUACAAUUAAUUCCAAUAAUCCUACAUCAUCCUCUGCAACCUCUUCUAUUAUUGGCCACCCUUCAGCUGGAUCUAAUACACCUGUACGGUCAAAAGAAACUGAAGAUCCUUCGUCAUCCGUGAUUUCAUUAGAUUCACCAUCACCACCAUCAACUCCCAACCCAGCUCAUAUUGGAAAUAAUAACGAUGUUACGUCAACAACGACACCAUUGCUAGCGUACCAUCAAAAACCACAAUUAUCCCCUGCUGGGUUAGGCGGAGAACAAUCAAUCAAUUUUCACGUCAAUCCUCCUUCCAUGCAGAGAUAAGAAUCGACUUAUAAGAUUGAAAUAAUUUCUAGAUAAAUUCAUUUUUAUUUCCCAUUGCUAGUAAUAGUUAUUAAAAAAAUAGUAAUACCAAUUUGCUAUGCGCUGCUUUCUUCCAGUUUCUAAUGGAUUUAUCUGUGUGUGAAAUUUUGAUUUAAAAAAGAUGAAGAUUUUUUUUUCCGGUGACUGGCUUGCGAUUCUGAUACCCAUGCAGUAUUCGGUCCAGUACAACAUGAAUGUCUCAAUAAUGGCUUUUUAUUUUACUAGUUUUGAUGUUUGAAGUAGUUACGACCCAAUAAAUGUAUUUAACUAUUA
This is a messenger RNA of Anopheles darlingi, 2491 nucleotides long. It is a transcript of the gene Su(var)2-10, whose product is annotated as E3 SUMO-protein ligase PIAS2. The transcript is spliced from 11 exons. Gene Ontology annotation, molecular function: transcription coregulator activity; SUMO ligase activity; zinc ion binding. NCBI's taxonomy places the organism in Eukaryota, Metazoa, Arthropoda, Insecta, Diptera, Culicidae. The coding region runs from base 221 to 2179 and encodes 652 amino acids. The record is from RefSeq and is a predicted model, not a curated record. Gene Ontology annotation, biological process: protein sumoylation; regulation of transcription by RNA polymerase II.